Liolophura sinensis is the source of this 3006-nucleotide messenger RNA. Its product is annotated as DENN domain-containing protein 10-like. Gene Ontology annotation, cellular component: late endosome. The record is from RefSeq and is a predicted model, not a curated record. The transcript has 8 exons. The coding region runs from base 1 to 1056 and encodes 351 amino acids. Gene Ontology annotation, molecular function: small GTPase binding; guanyl-nucleotide exchange factor activity. NCBI's taxonomy places the organism in Eukaryota, Metazoa, Mollusca, Polyplacophora, Chitonida, Chitonidae. Gene Ontology annotation, biological process: protein transport; regulation of early endosome to late endosome transport.
AUGGCAGCGCUCAGUGACAUUCUGUCUGCUGGACUCAUAGAAAAAGACACAAAUGGUGAUGUGCUGUGGACAUGGUGUUAUCCCUCAGUGACACAUGAGCUCAGGGAGCUAUACAUUAGAAAGUGUGGCUUAUCAUCUGACAAACAAGAGUUAUUGCCCUUUGUAUACAGUCAGUGGCGAAGGACCUGGUAUUACAUAUAUAAUUGUCAUGUGGAGGAAAAUGACAAUCUACCAAAGGUGACAGAUUUCUCACUGGUUCUUACAGCCAAAGAUUUCAACCCAGAGAAAUAUGAAGCCCUGUGUAAAAUAUUCACCAAGCAAUACAGAAAGACGGGAAACCCAGCUAAUAUGUUAGAGAGUUACCUGUCUGUCAUCACAAAAGGGACGUGCAAUGGAGAAGAAAAUGGGACAUUUACUUUAGCAAACUUUGAUCAUCGACAAGCUUAUGCUAAUGGUCCCAUGAGGAAUGUCAUAGAAACAUUUGGGGUGGAAACCAUUUUAAUAUACACAGCUUUACUCCUACGAAAGAAAUUAGUUGUUUACCAUCCGCAUUUGGAGGACUUACUGAUGUUUAUAAGAAUUCUACCUGCCUUUGUUUGGCAUAGGCAGGAUUGGUCCAUUCUCUUCCCUUAUCUCAGCUUAGAUGGAAAAGAUUUAGACAACUUAAAAUCUAAUACAGCCUAUGUAGCAGGCUUUACUGAUGUGUCAGUUGAAAGUAGAACAGAUCUGUAUGACGUAUACAUUGGGUUAGCAGAUCGACAAAUAGAGAUAUCACCUGCUGCUAAAGAAUCCUUUGCUAUGGGGAAGUUGCAUAAGGACAUGGCCAUAGCUAUGGUUCAGUCCGUGGAAGACGACCAGAAAUCCAACCAGCAGAUAAUUAAGGAUAUUUCAGUGAAAACGAAGGAACUAUUGAACAACCUUAAAACCUUGGCAACAGAACAUGAAGAUGGACAGUCCUACAUCACAUUGGAGCGAUUAAAAGACAGAAAAAUGCCGGCUGCAACAGAAAACUUUCUGUACACGUUAGCUGUGUGUGAAGGUCUGGUAAAAUUAUAAAACAUGGAACAGUUUAUCUGCUUUUUCAGUCUAAUAUUCAUCAGGUUACAACAAAGAGAGUCAUGUUCUACUUGUAUAGGACUCCUGUUCAAUUAUAAUCUGUAACUUGAGGUUUAUAAUACAAGGUUUGGUUUCAUCCACAUUAAAUAUAUACCCGUCUAGUAAGUGAAGAAUUCUUAAGCACAGCAUUCAAUACCAAUCAAAAAAAUAUAAUACAGUGUGUACUUAGAUUUUAGGAAAUGGUUUCACAACUUCAAGAGGGCAACAAGUGUUGAGUGAAUAAAACAGAAACUCCAAGUUGAAAACUUCAGGAUUUCCUCCUGCCUGUAAAAUGGUUUUAAACACUCAAGCAGCAAGCACACAAGCAUUUUAGUACUGUAAGUACAUUGAUGGGUAUAGGGAGCCAGCUGUGGUUUAGCGAUUAGACACAGAUUCGUUUGUCGGUUCAAACGUAUUCCCCGGCUCUCACUGCUUGUGGGGGCCUUGGUGACAGGAAGCAGUGGAUGACGCUCGUAUGACUGUUUACAAAGUCAGUUUGUUAAAGACUACUGUCUUCCACAAGUGUGGUGUGCACAUCUGCAAGUAACGAGGGAAGGUUUGUAACUUGCCAAAUGUCGGUGGUUUAUGCUGGGCACUCAGGGUUCCCUCCAUCCAUAAAACUGACUGCCAUUGUAUAAGUGAAAAACUCUGGAGUAUGCAGCCAUCAAAUAAAUGAAUAUUGAUGCAUAUUGCUUGUCACUGGUGAGGAAUAUCAGCCUCUCAUUCAAUCUUGUACAGUGGUUUUGUCAGUGAGAGAAGAUCUUCUAUUGCUUGUAUGUGUGUGGAAUAUUUUGUGAUAAAUUCCAGGUCACAGUUAAACUGGUGGCAAUGUUAGCCAUGGUUAGCCUCUAAUAUGGUGCCACCUCAGUUGUCUUGGAGUAACUUUGGUUAAAAUUUAUCAGUACUAUGUUUCAAGAAAGAUUCAUCAUUUUAUUUAAAAACAUGGUUGUCAGGCGGUUUUGUCUGAAUAAGCAGGCAUUAUUCUAGAACCACAGUUCAUACUUUUUGGCUGGAAACAUUAAAAGGAAUGGAUUUUGAUAUAAUCUGCAAAAUGAGACCAUUUAUUUGAAGGGUUUUAGACUUCCAUUUCUGUAAUUUAGGUCCCUUCCCCUGUCAGGGCAUAACUACCUGAUAAAGGAAUAUAAACCCUGUAGCACGAAUCCAUGUCAAACAUGUACAGUGUUGUGAUAAUCAGAUCUGUGAUAUUUAUUAUGUGCUAACAUCUUAAAAUAAUAUAAAUAACUGACAGUAUGACUUGGCAUUCUCGACAUUUAAGUGAAAAUUCAUCACAUAUUGUAUUAACUAAAAUUUGAUUUGAUUUGAUUGGUGUUUUACGCAGCACUCAAGAAUAUUUCACUUCCACAACGGCGCCCAGCAUUAUGGUGGGAGGAAACCGGACAGAGCCAGAGGGAAACCCAAACAUCCGCAGGUUGCUGCAGACCUUUAUUAAUUAAAAGCAUACAUCAUUAAUCCAGAGUUAGACCUGCAGUUAACCAUGUCCAUGUAUAUUGCCUAAAGAUAAGAUCAAGAGUUUGUGUAUAUGUAAAUGUUGCAGCAGUCAAAACAAUUCAUUAGAUAUAGUAGUGAAAAGUUUGCAUCUAAAGCUGUUAAAAAAACAUAUUACCAAUUCCUGAAUUUGAACCAGACUCUGUCUACUGUUGGAUAUUGUGGAGAGAACUUCAACAACAUAAAUGUUCAUCAUUAAGUUAGAUCUCCAGUGCGAAUACAUCUACUAUCACAAAAUCACACUAAUGUGGUAUUCAAGUAGAUUUGUUCUCAUAUAUAUCUGUAAUCAUGGAAAUCAUGGAGCAACAGCUACUGCUUUGCACAAAUAUGCUUUUUACAUAUUUCGUAAAUGUAUGAACAUGUAUUCUUGUAAAUAUAACUUCUAUUACCUAGUAUGUAACCUUG